Molecule: messenger RNA, 5673 nt
Organism: Tetrahymena thermophila SB210
Lineage: Eukaryota; Ciliophora; Oligohymenophorea; Hymenostomatida; Tetrahymenidae
Exons: 11
Source: RefSeq, a predicted model, not a curated record
AUGUCAAUAGAUAUUCCCAACUUAGAAAGUUUCCUCUUUACUGAAUAAAAGGAAGACUACUUAAAGAAAUUAGUAGCUGGCACAGAUUACUACUACUACUUUACUUUAACCAAUGCCCUUAACUAGUUUGGUCUUGAUAUACCUUAAGAGUACUAAAGUCUUCUUGAACAAUACAAAUAGUUCAACAAUAAUUAGAGUAAAAGCAUUGAAUUGAGAUAUUUACUCUUAAAGUUAGAAUCAGCCAAAACUGAAUAAGAAAGAAACACUAUCAUGAACGAUAUCAACAAAAAGUAUCUACAUUAUGAUUUUACCCAUACACAACCAACUAGAGCUACUGGUGUGAGUCUUAUGGGAGGUUAAGAAUAAACUAUCAGUGAUUCGCUUGAAAGAGAAUUAUUAUCCUAUAAGACAUUGCUUAAAGUUGAUAAUCUUGAGUACAAGAUAAAAUCUAUUGAUGAAUAUCUGCUUACAGAGCUUGAUCUUAGCUAAUUAGAACACGCUGCUUUUCAUGUUUAAGAUAGUUUUUUGAAUAAAAUUAAUAGCUCCAUUAGUGUGAUGAAAGGCGUUCCAUAAUUUCUGAAAAGUUAUCACAAUAAAAAUAAAAAGAUCCCAGAGUAAAUUCUACUUAACUUAACUACUCAGUAAUUCAAUGAAAUAGUAGCUUUAAUUCCAAAUAUAGUUCUAGAUAACGAUUUCUUUUAAGCCUACUUGGUUAAAUAUUUCAGAUUAGAUAUUAAAAUGGCUGAAAAAUUUAAUGGCUUAUUCGCUUUUGAAAAAAUCGAAGAAAAGAAGAAAAUUCUACUUUAAAUUCUAGAAUUUUUGAGAAAGUUACAAUUUAGGAGACUCAAAAUGGAAGAUCAAAUUUUAAAGGGUCUAUUAGUUUUAGGACUUUAAAGCAAUGAGUAUGACUUUGAUUUGUUCAUCUAAUAUGUCAAAGAGCCAAGCUUUAACUACAUAAAUUUUAAUGAAAAGCACAUUAGCAUUUAUAAUUAAAGAUAAUAACAAUUAAGAGUGGAUUCUGAUGGAUCUUUUUAAGAAGUGUUAACCUUAUUUUUUGGUUUAAAAAUUGACAUCACAGAAAAAUAAAUUAUUGAGAAGUUUUCAAUCAAAUACAUUUAGCUCAAUGAAACAUAUGACAUUUUAAUUCCUUAUUUCAGUGAAAAAUAUUUAAAGAAAUAACUUUUAAAGAUCCAAUUAUAAAAAGGAAAAUCUAUUGAGAAAAUUACAGAAAACUUUACAACUGAAGAAAUUAAAGCCAUCACAGAUAAAAAAUGCAUCAAAAUAUGCAAUUACAAUAAAUAACUUUUCAGAUCAAACGAAGAAGUUUCUAUCGAUGUCAUUUUGAAGAAUAUUCCUUAGCUAACUGUUAAGCUAUUUGAAAUAAAUACUGAAAACUACUACAAGAAAAACUUAAAAGACCUUGAUAACAAUGUCGAACUAGAUGGUCUAAUAGCUUCAGAAGAAACUUCAUUUGAGUUCAAAAAUCCUCCUAUUCAAAAAUUCACUCAAACAUUCAAAUUUGAAAAUAUCUCUAAAAAAAGCUAAGGCAUUUUUGUUAUAGAAUUCAUAGGAAAUGGAGUAUCUAGUAGAGCUAUAAUUAGAAAAGGUUGUUUAGUGUUGAGACAAAAAAAGACUGUAGCUGGCUUAGCUUGUUAAAUAUUAGAUUAAAAUCUAUAACUAUGUGAAGGUCCUAAUACUGGAAUUUUCUUCUAGAAGAAAUAUUACCCCUUAAAUUCAGAUAAAGAAGUGAUUAUUCCUUUUACUGACUCUCAAAUAAAUGAUAAGGCUAUUCUAAUUCAUAAUGAUUUUAGUAGUAUUACAGACUUGUAAACUUUGACAGAAGACUAUUCAUUUUAAUGUGCUUACAUUUAUAACACUUAAUCUAUGCUUAUGUCUAGUAAAGCUAAAAUUCUUAUUCAACCUCGCUUAUACUUCAAUAAAUAGCCUGCACCUUUAAGUAUGCUCAAAGAAAGCAAAAUUAUUGUAACAACUGUAAAUUCUAUGGGUAUACCUUCAUCCACUACUUUCAACAAGAUUGAAUUUGAAAGUAAAAGUGAAGUAGAGAUAGAAUUCCCUGUAUCUGCAAAAAUAGCAAGUAUCUCUCUUUAAGUUGAAACUACUCUUAAAACAAUGACUAAAGGAAAUCAAACUUAGAGCAGUUCUCACAUGAUUAGCUUCUCAACUCAUGAAAAUUAGACACAUUUUUGCAUUUAAAACCUACGAUACACAACUAGUGGAUAUGAAAUUUACUUAGUUGGCUAAAAUGGUGAACCAAAACCUAAUAUAAAUUUAGAUUUAUCAUUCAUAUUAAGAGGAUAUAGCAAAUCUAUACCUGUUACUCUUAAAACUAAUUCAGAUGGUUAUGUGAAGCUUUUCGAAUUAGAAAAUGUAUUAAAAAUUACAAGCAGUGUUAAACAAUAAGGCGAUAUUUUUGCAGAAGAUAAAGCAUGGUUUAUUGAAAACUCUAAUUAAAUAAACUAUUAAUAAUUAGUAAAAAUUACUCCAAAUGAUUAAAUCAAGUUACCCUAUCAUAAAAAUGUGCUUGAUUCUAAUUUAAAUUUUGUAAGCACCCUUUCUUAAAUGGAGGACCGUACUUGUAUUUUAAAUGAUGAAAUUCAUAGAGUUAAGGUUGAAAAUUUUACAAUUUUGAUUGAUCCUCUUCCAGUUGGCAACUACAAAUUAGUUAUUAGAGAUAUUCCAGAAGCUAUAUCAAUUGAAGUUGUUGAAGGAAAGUACUGGAAUGAAACUCACUGCAUACAAACUUAAAAAGGGUUGAUAGAUUAAAAAAGAAAUGCCCAUUUCCUUGUGAUACAAAAUGUUUAAGUUGAAACACCUGAUGAAAAUUCUACUGGAAAUACUUUAAGCAUAACGCUAUUCACAGAUCAUAAAGAUUUAGUUAGAGCUCAUGUUAUAGCUUAUCACUAUCUUCCUUCUGAUAUAAAUUCCAGUGUAGACGAUUUAAAUAAACUUGUAGAGCUUCCUGAGAGCAAUUUUAUUAAUUUAACAAAAUAAUUGAAAGCAAAUAUUUACCAAAGCAAUAAAUCAAUUGGAGAUGAAAUUAGAUAUGCUCUUGAAAGAAAAAGACAUUAAAGAUAUAUAGGAAAUACUCUUGACAAGCCUCAUCUUUUGCUUAAAAGAACGUUUGUCCGUGACACAAACUACGAAAAUGAAUAAUUAAAUAGGGGAGGCACAUAUUCACCAAGAGCUUCAUCAGCAAAUCCUUUUGAUUAGUUGACAGAAAUGCUGGAAGGAGGAUAAAAAUACAAAUUAGGAAAAAGUCGUAAAGAUGGAUCAAUAGCUUAUCAUCUCUAAAACUAAGUAGAUUGUUACAAUAAUUACUUAUUAAAUCCAGCUCUAGUUAUCAGUAAUUUGAAACCAGAUGAAAAUGGCAUAAUCAAAGUCAAAAACUUAAACUUAUCAAAAUACUCCACAUUAUAAGUUAUUGCAACAGACUUGUAUAAUAAUAUUACAAAGGUAGUCCCACUUGAUAAAAAUGAAAUUUAAACAAGAAACUUGUGCUAGAGAGUGAAUUAAUAAAAGGAUAAGUUCUUUACUAUUUCCAGAACAAACGAGUAUAUUUAAAAGGGUUCUGAAUUUAAAUCUGAAGACUUUACUUCCACUGAACUUUAAUUGGUAGAUUCUAUUCCUAAAUUGUUUUCAGCAUAAAAGGAAUUAAGAAAAAUAUAUGGAACAGAUUCAGAAUAAACUAAUGGCUACGACUUUUGGGAGUUCCUUGUAAAAUGGACAACUUUUACUCUAGAAGAAAAGCAUAAGAAGUAUGACUAAUACUCAUGCCAUGAAUUAAAUCUUUUCAUUUUCUGCAAAGACCCUCCCUUCUUUUAAGACUUUGUUAUGCCCUUCAUUAAAAAUAAAAUUGAAAAGACUUUCAUAGAUUACUUCUUAAUCAACGACUCUAAAUACCUUCUAAAAAAUAUAUCUGCCAGCUCAAUUUCAGAUUUGAAUGCUUUGGAAACUGUACUUUUGAUUUUCUUCCUCAAAUAAAAUAAUAUGGUGGAAGAAGCUAAGUCCAUUUUUAACUUUUUGGAGAGUUCUAACAAAAUUAAGAAGUAUGACACUUCGCACUUUAAGAAGCUAUUUGACACUGUUUUAAAUGCCAAAUAAGAAGGAUAAACAGAAAAUGAAAUAUAAUAGAUGUUUAUGCCAUAAAGUAUUUAAGCAAACAUCCAAUAGUUUACUAAUAAUUUAAAUGUAAAUUUAUUGUAAUAGGCUAUGCCUAUGAACAAUGCUUUUGGUGGUGCUGCUGGUGGUUAUUUUGGAGGUAUGAAUUAAGCAUUUCCAUAAUAAAUGUAUUAAUAAUAAUAAUAACACCUUCCUAUGAUGUAGUGUGCUGCUCCUGCUCCAUAAGCAAGGUUUGCAAGAUAAAAUUAAGAAAUGAGGAGAUUACCACAAUAAAAUAAUUUUGGAGCUCAGAAUUAUUCAUAUGGUUAAUAGGAAGCUUUACAUCUACUUGAUGAUUUUGACGCUGGUUACUAAAAUAAGAGAAAUGGGUUUAUUUAGCAGUAUCAAAAUUUAGAGACAACUAAAGAAUACUGUGAACGUCAUUAUUAUUCACAAAAAGAGCUUUAACCUUAAAAAAAUUUAGUACCAAUCAACAAUUUUUGGAUAGAUUUAGCAAGACAUAUAAUUACAUAUGGUUAAGAAAAACCAUUCUUGUCUUCUAAUUUUAUUUAUUGUACAUCAAAUCACACAUAAAUGAUUACUUCUUUAGCCUUUUUGGCACUUCCUUUUGAAUCUCAAAGCCAUAACUAUGAGCCAUACGAAGGAAAAGGAAUUAAAAUAACUAUGAAUUCUAACUGCAUCAUUUUUGCUAAGUAAAUCAAAGAAGGAUAAGCUUAGCUUAGAGAAGACAUCUUGAUUACUUAAAAGUUCUUUGAUCCUAAUGAUAGAUAUGUCUUUUCAGAUGAAAAUCCAGAUGAUAAAUAUGAAAAGUAAAUAACAGAGUAUGUAGUUGAUAAGAGAUAUGGAUGUUAAGUUAUUGUAACAAAUUGUUCAGCUGCAAGACAUGAGCUUCAGGUCUUUGUAGAAAUUCCCUCUGGUUCAAUUCCUGUCUUCACUUCUGAUUACACUAAAACACACAAUAUCAUUCUUGAGCCAUUCUAAACUAAGCCUAUUGAAUACUUUUUCUAUUUCCCUUAGGCUGGCAAUCAAGAUAUUUAUCCAGCAAACGUAGCAAAGAGUGGAUAAAUUGUAGCUUUUGCCAAACCUUGUACUUUUGAUGUUAAAGAAAAGAGGACAGUCUCAAAUCUGGAAACAAUGAAUGAAAUCCUUUAAAAGGGUUCAAAAGAAGAUAUUUUGAAGUUUGUUUAAACUAAAAAUAUACUUAACACUAAUAUUUUCUAAUUUAAUGAGAUUUACUAUCUAUUGAAAGACAAGUCUUUCUAUCAAAAAUUCGUAGAAAUAUUAAAAAAUAGAAAGGUCUUUGAUACGAUUACUUGGGCUUACUCUAUUUAUCAUGGAGAUUAUAGCACCUUCUUAGAAUUAAUUAAGUCUCCUUCUAUAUCUACCUCAUUUGAAAGCUAUCUCUAUUAUUUCAAUACAAAUUCUUUAACUAUUGAUAAGAAUAGAUUCUACGAAUAUUACCCUUUAUCUAACCCUCGUGUCCAUAUGCUCCACUCUGAUAAAGUAAUUUUAAUUUUUAUAUUUAAAUAUUGA